GGAGUGAUCGACAUGGACACCGACACGCCCGCACUACUGAUGCGCCUGUUUCAGACGAUCUAUGUCAGCGCUGUUGGGCGCGGGAUGGUCAGUGAUUUAUAUACCGCGUUGUCAGCCAUGGGCGGGCCUUUGUAUCCUCAUCACCGCCCACCAUGCCCGUCUCCAUUUCGACUGAGCUCACAAAACUACUCAAUGUCACUAGCCCGAUCAUCUCAGCGCCGAUGACGGACGCUACGUCCCCGGCGUUAGUGGCAGCUGUGAUCAACGCUGGAGGGUUCGGCUUCCUUGGCACAGGACGCUCCAGCGCAGCGAGAGUCGCGACCGACAUAGAUGAGACCCGUGCGGCGGUUGCCCCAGCGAAGCAACACCUCGUAGGUGUCGGUCUCGUCGGAUGGGUCCUCGACAUGUCGGAGCCGACAUAUGUCAAGACCGUGCUUGAGAAGAAAGUGGGAGCGGUCCUGUUCGCGUACGGACGGAACCUUGGCAAGUACGUUGCGCAAGUGCGAGAGUAUGAUGCGGCGAACGAACACAAGACGCUCGUGUUCGUAACCGUCAACACUGUCGAAGAGGCGACGCGCGUGGCCAAGGAGUUCAAGCCGGACGUUCUCGUCGUGCAAGGCUACGAGGCGGGCGGCCGAGCAGGCGUGAGCUCUCCUGCUACGAAGGACUUUAUUCAAUCUGUAGCGGAGACCAUCCCGGACCACCCGCUCCUCGUCGCAGCAGGCGGCGUCACCAAGGGCUCACAGAUCGCUGAACUCCUCAAGGCGGGUGCCUCAGGAGCCAUCGUUGGGACCCGCUUCCUGUUCACGCCCGAAUGCACGCUGCCCGAUGAAGCGAAGCAAUUGCUCAUCAAGGCCGAUGCGGAGUCUACUGUCAGAAGCCCCAUCUUCGACGUGAUCUUCCCCGACGGUGUCUGGCCGGACGGGAUCCAAGCACGCUGCCUGAAGACUAGCAUCGUCACCUAUGAUGCGCGCAUAGAGGAAUUGAAGGCCAAGCAGACGGAGUCGGCGAAAGAGGAGCUCGAGGCGUUGAAGGGAGAGCUGCGGACGAAGAUCCAGAGCGACAAGGACUACCCCUUGAUAUACGCCGGGCUGGGAGUGACCGAGCUGAAAGAGAUUCAGCCUGCCUUCGACGUAGCACAGAGUCUUCAUGAUGAGACGGUCGAGGCGUUGCGAAGUCUCGAUCCUCAGCUACUCGUUGGCGCUUGAUAGCAGCUGAAGCAUUGGGCUUUGCGUUUUGACAAUGCAGACACUAAGCUUAGGGAUAGCCUCUGCACAAAUGUACAAU
Molecule: messenger RNA, 1287 nt
Organism: Rhodofomes roseus
Lineage: Eukaryota; Fungi; Basidiomycota; Agaricomycetes; Polyporales; Fomitopsidaceae
Product: 2-nitropropane dioxygenase
Exons: 5
Coding region: 153-1208 (351 amino acids)
Molecular function (GO): nitronate monooxygenase activity
Source: RefSeq, a predicted model, not a curated record